Molecule: messenger RNA, 5073 nt
Organism: Mitosporidium daphniae
Lineage: Eukaryota; Fungi; Microsporidia
Exons: 3
Coding region: 1-5073 (1690 amino acids)
Source: RefSeq, a predicted model, not a curated record
AUGGCUCUGCCGAGAGCACCUGGCACCUCUGCAUUACCAAUCUUAUCAUUUCCCCCCACACCUGGCCCGUCGAAUGCCAAGCCGGAAUGCAAUCCGAGGACUUCAAGUGACGGCAUUUAUCUGUUAUCCAAUCAGGAUAAGCAAUUGAUCUCUGAUUUGAAAGAAUGCAUCAAUGUCAAAAUGUAUGAUACCGAGUGUAAAGAGAGCAUAUUGAACAAGCGAAAGCAAAUUGGAGAUGGUAUCAUUGCGUUUCUAACAUCGAAAUUCUCGACGCUGUUUUGCCCCCUACCGAUAACAUCCACGGCAUCCAUUUUCGGUGUUUCCACCGAUCCAUGCAAAGGUUUUGAAGAAUGUUUUCAGGAGCGGUUUAUUUUAUUUGAUCUUUUGAUAUUUAUGGUUCGGACGGGGCAUCAGUAUGCUGCUUCCAUUAGAGAAGAUUCCGUUUCUUCUGAUCCAUUGAGCAUAAUUGACCUUGAAGGUAAAGACUCUGAGAACUCGUGGAGGACAAUGUUUAUUUUGCUUCUGUUUGAUUUGUUUUUUGAGGACGAGGAGACAGAUAUGGACAAAGCCCAUGUUGGGACCAAUUCACAAACAAAGUCCGUUCUCGUGCAAAUGCUAAAAAGAUUGUCUUGCGUUGAAGAUGCUCUUUUGAAAGAUGAUCUCCCUUCAAAUCUGGCGCCAUCUGCCGAUGCAAAUAUAAAAUCUUCGCUAAACAUUGAGCGUCUAUAUUUGGUGGAACUGAUUUUCCAUUGUUGCUCCAAGUUCAUUCCUCUUAACAUGAGCGAAUGGGAUACGUUGCUUUCCACGAUAUCGACAUCUAUUUCCAACAUAACGGAAGAAAAUCCGUUUGUCCGCGGGCUAUUUCUGUUCUCGAUCGUCAAUGGGCUUGCUUUUCAUUCUCCAUAUAAACCGAUGUAUGAUUWGGUUCGUAGCCGUCUUCCCCACAGGCAAGACUACUUUUCUUCUAAACAACUUUGGGAAUCUUGGCUCCGCAAAAUGGAGGACUGGAUUUCGACACACCUUUGGGCAGAUGUGCUGUUCAAGCACUGCUUUUCACUUGGGUUUGCACUGUUUUUAAGAAUGUCAAGAGAAGUUAGGACGCUAAAAGGAGGCCUUUCGCCGUCUUUAAARGAGACUUCUUCCUACAUGGGAGCCAUUGAUUCCGAAAGCAGCGUUCCAGACUCUUUUGCCAUCGAAGGCAUUCAGGGAGAAAAGAGUCUUUUGUCGCCCAAAACACCGAGAUCUCUCUUUGUAAUGCUGACCGAAAAAUUUCUUCCCUCUACCUUGGAUAUUUCUGGGGUUUCACCAUGGGGAUAUGAUUCGCAAAUAUCAGAGUCUGCGGUUGUCGUUUCAAAAUGGGAAGGCUAUGUUUGCGAAUCGCUAAUGCUUCUUUCCACUUCUAUCCUCACGUGGGGCUCCUUUGAUUGGAUUAGAGGAGGAAAACAACAGAAUCAGACCGUCAAUGUCUUAGCUUCAUUUUGCGACAUGAUUGGGGCUAUUUUUUCCUACUCUGCACUUCCGAUUUAUUCGCCUGCCGACAGAAGAAAACCAUUUCUUGACAUCGAUGCUUCCGUGGAGUCAUUUUGGGAAUCUGAAAAGGCAACUUUUUUCAUCAGAUCUACUCUCUCCUCAGUUGGAUCCUCUUCACCCGAGCUUUCAUCUUCCGCUUUAAGGAUGUUGAUUGGGCUAGCACACGGACCGAUAUCUUCCAUCUAUGCGUUUGAUCUUCUUCAAAGGACAUCGGAGUACUCCUCCUCUGUGCUCACAUGGAACAACCUGUUUUCUGCUUUAGAGAGGUACCAUGUGACGCUGGCUCUGGAAUCAGCAAUUGAGCUGAUGUUUGCUCUUCUUCAAACCAUUUGCAAGUAUCAGCCAAGCUGUAUAACCAAGUUAUUGGUCGGUGACAUUUCUGACACUGCGUCUCCAUUUCUUUUCACGUUGUUUGGCAUCAUCUCUUCACACGUUCCCACCACCAUUAAGGCACAGAUUCUGAUCUUAUUGAGUGAAUGGAUGCGGUCUGCCACGGAAGGACCAUCAAAUGCCUCGCUUUUAUGGGCCCAUUUGGAAGCAUCACAAAUAAUUCCAACACUUGCAAUGGAUUCCAUGACCACCUCCUCCAAUUCCAUUGAGGAGGAUCUUGCCAGUCCGUUGCCCGUCACACUUGGAGGCAUUCUUCAAGAGUUUUACCAAAUCGAGGCACCUGUGGGAACUUAUCCCGUUACGUACUCGCUUUUGCAUCUUAUUUCCUGCCUUGUUGGCCAGCGAAAGAUCGAUUCAAGCCUGGUCCUUUCACUUUCUUCUUCACUUGGUGUUGGAUCGAGAAAAUUUCCUGGAUUGUGGCCUUACAUUAAAUUCGUUCUCAGUGGUGCUCUGAUUCCGAUUUGUACCGGUCCUUCUUUCCGGCUUUCAUUUUUGUACGCCGAUGAAAAAAUGGCAAUGGUCGGCAAAUGCGUCUCCAUUAUAACGGAUAUUUUGGAGUUGAACGUGAUCCCGAGCUUCUAUUCCAUCCUCAAUGCUACGGGGCUUUUGAGUAUCUUCUUUGCAAUCGGCACAAUCCAUGGAGAGGUCCUUGGCUUGCCCUCCUUAGAUAUCUGGUCUACACCCUCGAUUGAGGAAUCACUGAAGCCGCUGAUUAUUGCUGACUGCCAAAGACAUCCCGACAUGGUUUCUCUCGACAUGCUGCAAUUUCUGUUUACCCAGUUAAAGGCCUCGAAAUCUCGGUCUUCAACCCCCACCACGGCCCAGCUAAGCUAUUCAGAGGAGACUAUAAUAAUUGUUCGGCCGCACUUUCUUUCCAUUCUGGCCCAAAUCAUAUCCACUAACAAAACGCUUGAUUUGGUUUUGGUUUCCAUCGAUCUACUGAGAGAGCUUUUGCUUGUUCCAAAAGUGGAGUCCAUCUUGCGGUCUGUAUUGGGAAGUGAAGGAAUGGAAAAAUUUUCGAUGGGCAUUGCUCGCUGGUUUGGCGAUAUCCUUCUAAUUGAAGAUGAUACCGAAACGGGUUCUCAAGUCACUACUAAGGUCAGCAUCAUUCGGGAAAACAUCCUUUUACUGCUGGCAUCCCAAAUUGAGGAUAUACCUGUCCUUUCAACGCAGCGGGCCGUGUCUCCGAUUCAAAUUAACAUUAACACGACAGCCCUAUUGCUGGGAUUACAUCGACCAGAAGAAGAGACUACUUUGUUGCUUAUACGGCUAGUUUCUAGUCUUCUUCAAGGCGACUUUUCAUCUUCCUCGCUGUUACACGCAAUUUGUAAAUCUUGGGGCAAAUCGGAGAUGCUUAGAAAUGCAGGCGGUGAUCCCCACUUGAUUUUACAGGCAAUCGAUAAAGCGUUUGCAAGCGACCAUGGAUCUCUUCCCUUAUUGUUGACCAAAAUAAGCGAUGCUCUUCAUCUUGUUGCAUGGAUGGUAAGGGACCCUCAUGGAGAAACCGAUCCACUUUUUCGAUCUGGAGAUACGCUUCACAAUAUCCUAUCACAGUUACUAUCCAUUGUGCCGGCAAAUAACCUGAUUUCGCUGACCACGGCAAACGAGGGCUCAAGACCGGCCGCCGAUUCGAAGCGUCAACAAAUACACGAUUUUUUGCAAGGCCAUUCAAACGCAUUGGCUGGGAUUUCCUUGCUUCUUCCAGAGCCUACAAGCGCAAUUUCUGAGCUUAUUGUGGAUGCGCUUGUUGAGAGGGGAACCAGUUGGAGCAUUAGCAUCGUUGAUACUCUUGCCGAUAUUUUGUCUCGUUGUGACUUCAAUGAUUGCUGUAACGGCAAUUUCUUUAAGCUUUGUUCCCUAUUUCCCUCGAUUGCCCCCAGAAGCACGUCUGAUUUUGCCGUGGGCCGCAUAUUUACGGCUUUGAAUCUCGCCUUGUUCAAAGAAUCUAUUUCUUUGUCAUUGCCAUCAAGUGCCAUUGAUGGCCUUUCUCAUGCAAUAUCGGAAAAUUUUUCAUCCAACAACUAUAUUGAAGCAUGUCGGCUUGCUUGCACUAUUUUGCUGGACUCUAGAAAUAUACCGGCCGUGGAGCAAAUCUCAACAUCAUUGCGGCGCUUGUUGUCUGUGCCUUCCAAACUGGAGGAGUUGAUCCGUGAGUCUUUGUUCCGGUCGGAAAAAAAAGACGAAACUGUGUUCAUUGAGUUCAUAUGUUGUCUUUUUUCGGUGUUCAAGGAUGACCCUCAAGUGCUGACGUGUAUGGUCCAACUGCUAGCAAGUUCUGGAUAUCCAUCGCACAUUCAUGAUUUAUUCAAGAAUUCGCCCACUUGCUUGCAAUUUAUUCCGCUGCUUGAGGUUGCUUCCUACAUGAUCGAGUUCUCCUCUCUGGCUGGCGCUUCUGUGUCCACCACAUUAAGAUCUUGCAUCGGACAGCUUCUCUCUGUUCCUCUUGAAAGACAACCGGAUAAGGAAACAUAUUCCCUAAUCAUAUCACUUCGAAUGGCCACCAACAUAGUCAAGGGCAUCUCCAUGCUGCCUCAAAGCUCUGCUGCGGACUUGAAAAUGAUUUCCUCUCUUCACGAAAAGGCGAUAAAUAUCCUGCUAUGGUUUUCUGCGCAAUCUUCAUCGUUAACGCUGCAGGUGAUAAAUCGGGAGGAAAUUGAUGCUCGUGUCAAUAUCCUUGAUUUGUUGGUUGUUUUGGUCAGCUAUUUUCUUUCCGCUCACAGGAUCUUUACGCUCAAUGAUUCCUUUUCGGAGCUCCUUUCAGAGGGCGGUGGUAAGUUGCAAGUGCAUAACAUUUUGAUAGGUGCCCUGUUUAGGCCAUCCCUGGAUUCCGGUCUUGCAGGCAAUAAGCGAGCGCCAGGCCUUGGAACAUUGUUUUCUUUGAUAGACAUAUUCUAUGCAAAUAUCACCACGGCCCCCAAUGCCAUCUGCGGCAUGGAACAGGUUCUGAUGAUCAUUUGGUUUACCCUCGGUUCGCUAUAUAGCUACUCGAGCGCCAUUCCUGCUUCGUUCUUCAGCGAUUUACACGAGACUUUGUCCCCAAAGUUAUACUCGAUACUUUCAAUAAGCAAGGAAAGGGGGCUGAUAUCAUCAUCGCUCCAAUAUUCCACAAGUCUUGCAAAUGAAAUUAAACAGCAAUUUCUGUGCAAAUAUUGA